GACGUAAAUAAGAUAAUUUUGCUAAAUUAUUGUUCCCCAAUAAGAAUCGACAUAGUUUUGCUCGAGAUAAAUCCAACAAAGGAAAUCGCACACUGCAGAACAAGAUGACGGAACUUGACACAAGAAACUCAUCUGAAGACAUAAAGAAAGAUGAUGCAAUGGAAGAGAACCAAAGCUUAUUCGACUUCAGUGACACAGCCACAACAACAAUCAGUAUAUAUGGUAUGAAAUGCAACAAUUGUGUGAAAAAAAUCGAAGAGAAUAUGAGAAAAGAGCCAGGCGUGCUGAAUAUCAAAGUGCAUUUAGAUGAGAAACAGGCCAACAUCAAUUAUGACUCACACUUAACAAAUCCAUCACAAUUAACAGCUGCAAUUAAAAAAUUAGGCUUUCAUACCAAUCCAGAUGACGUAAAGAAAAUUAAGGAAACAACCGUGUACAUUAAUGGAAUGAAGUGUAAUAAUUGUGUUAAUAAAAUAGAAUCAAAUAUGAGGGAUAACAAAGGCAUUGAAAGUAUAAAAGUUGAUUUAGCCAAUAAGAAUGCCUUAGUGAAAUAUGAUGAGGCAGUGAUUAAUCCCGAAGAUAUUGUGUUAAAAAUCAUCGAAUUAGGAUUUAAAGCUAGUUCAGUUCCAUUUGAUGAAAACAGCCAUAAUGACUCAAAUGGUGAUGUAACAUUCUUACCAGUAGACAUGACUGGUAGCAUAAAUAGUAGAAUAGUCAAAAAAGGAUAUUUCCAUGUUCAUGGAAUGACAUGUGCAAGUUGUGUAUCAGCAAUCGAGAAGCAUUGUAUGAAAAUUAUUGGCGUUGAGACUGUCCUGAUAUCACUGCUUGGUGCCAAAGCUGAGAUUGAGUAUGAUGAGAGUCUUACAAAUACGGACGAGAUUGCAACAUCAUUAAAUGGCCUUGGAUUUCCAACAGAAGUUAUUUAUGAGCCUGGAUCAGGUUUAACAAGCAUAGAAAUUGAAAUUCAAGGGAUGUCAUGCUCAUCAUGCGUAAAUAAAAUAGAACAAGCAGUUCUUGGCAUUUCUGGAGUAACAAAAGCUAGCGUAGCAUUAACAACGCAACGUGGGAAGUUUGAGUUUCGAAGUGAUGAGACAGGACCGAGGGAAAUAAGUGAAAAGAUUAUUGGACUAGGUUUUGAUGCUAUUGUGAUAAGUAAUCGGGAUAAAUUAUCUUAUGGAUAUUUAGAGAAUAAACGAGAAAUAAAGAAAUGGCGACAAACUUUCCUAUUUUCACUAGCAUUUGGUGGUCCGAGUAUGAUUGCUAUGGCUUAUUUUAUGGUUAUGAUGGAGAUUGAAGGACAUGAGAAUAUGUGCUGUAUUAUUGGUGGAUUAUCAUUAGAAAAUUUAGUAAUGUUUAUUCUUUCUACGCCUGUUCAAUUCAUUGGUGGAUAUCAUUUUUAUGUACAAGCUUAUAAAGCUCUAAAGCAUGGAUCAAGUAACAUGGAUGUGCUUAUAAGUAUGGCAACAAUCAUUAGCUAUCUUUAUUCGUGCAUUGUCUUGGCUAUAGCUAUAAUUGAACAGCAUCACACAUCACCAUUAACAUUUUUCGACACACCAGCUAUGCUGUUCAUUUUCGUCUCACUCGGUCGAUGGCUGGAAAAUAUCGCGAGAGGAAAAACAUCUGAAGCUUUAUCAAAGUUGAUGUCCUUAAAGCCACUUGAUGCCAUAAUUAUUACAUUAGGUGAUAAUAAAGAGAUUCUUAGUGAGAAGCUAAUCUCUGUGGAUUUAAUACAACGCGGUGACUUCCUUAAAGUACUUCCUGGUGCUAAAAUUCCAAUUGAUGGGAAAAUCGUGUCUGGAUCAAGUUCGUGUGACGAAAGCUUAAUAACUGGUGAAUCUAUGCCAAUUUUAAAGCGUGAAGGAUCAAUUGUAAUUGGUGGAUCGCUGAAUCAGAACGGAUUAAUAUUAAUGAUUGCAACGCACACAGGAGAAAAUACAACUUUAGCACAAAUAGUUAAAUUAGUUGAAGAAGCACAAACGUCAAAGGCACCGAUUCAGCAAUUGGCUGAUAAGAUUGCUGGAUAUUUUGUACCAUUAGUUAUAAUAACAUCGUUACUGACAUUAUUUGGAUGGGUAAUUGUUGGAUAUAUAAAUGUUGACUUGCUGCCAAUAUCAAUGCACGAAAAAGGAGAUUUUACAAAAAUGGAAAUUGUACUGAGUUAUGCAUUUAAGUGCGCCAUAAGUGUUCUUGCUAUUGCUUGUCCAUGCGCUCUGGGUCUUGCCACUCCAACUGCUGUUAUGGUUUCCACUGGAAUUGGAGCUCAAAACGGAAUACUAAUCAAAGGUGCCAGUCCACUAGAAAAUGCUCAUAAAGUCAAGACAGUAGUGUUUGAUAAAACAGGAACAAUCACGUAUGGAAAGCCAAUGACAUCAAAGAUCGUUAUGUUCGUAAAACCGAAUUUAUGUUCCUUAAAACGCGCCCUAACCGUCAUUGGUGCAGCCGAAAAUAGCUCCGAGCAUCCAAUCGCACGAUCUAUAGUAAAUUAUAUCCGCGAUUUCUUACAGAUUGAUUCAUUUGGCACGUGUGUAGAUUUUAUGAGCGUUCCUGGGUGUGGAAUACGCUGUACAGUAACAAAUUUCGACAAUUCAUUAAGCAAAGCGUCAAGAUCUGAAAAAGUCAUUAAUUUUGAGAAUGCAUACGACAGCAACAGGUCAAACGAGAAAAAUAUGCAGACAAUCAAUAACGUUAUCUAUGAGGAGCAUUUGCCAUCCAAUAAUCAUUUGUUGCUUGAAAAUGAAACAAGCAAUUCCGAAAAUGAAAAUCUGAGUAAAGUCACUAAAGUGAAAGUACUUAUUGGGAACCGCGAAUGGAUGCAUAGAAACGCUAUAAUAAUACCCGCAGACAUAAACCAAAUUUUACUAGCUGAGGAGUGUGUAGGUCAUACAGCAGUUCUUUGUGCUCUCAAUGACAUUCUCAUUUGUAUGAUUUCGGUGGCUGACAUGAUCAAGCCUGAAGCACAGCUGGCCAUUUAUGCACUCAAGAAAAUGAAUAUCAACAUAAUUUUGUUGACAGGUGACAAUAAAAAUACAGCAAGUAGUAUUGGUCAACAAGUUGGUAUACGGACGAUUUAUUCUGAGGUCCUUCCAUCACAUAAAGUUGCAAAGAUUCAAAAGAUACAGGAGAGUGGCAUUCGAGUGGCUAUGGUUGGCGAUGGAAUUAAUGACAGUCCAGCAUUGGUUCAAGCUGAUGUUGGAAUCGCUAUCGGAAAAGGAACUGAUGUUGCUGCUGAAGCUGCUGACGUUGUACUCAUGAGAAAUGAUCUUUUGGAUGUUGUCGCAUGUCUGGAUUUAUCAAGAAAGACUGUCAAAAGGAUUCGAUUAAACUUCCUAUUCGCCAGUAUGUACAAUCUUUUGGGCAUUCCAAUUGCUGCGGGUGUUCUUAGUCCUUUUGGGAUUUUAUUGGAGCCAUGGAUGGCCGCAGCAGCAAUGUGUGCGAGUUCCAUAACCGUCGUCUGCUCAUCACUCAUGUUAAAAUUAUAUCGAAAGCCAACAGCUGCAUCACUAACAACGUCUGAAUUUAAUACUUAUCUACAAUCUCUUAGUGACCUAGAUGACAUAUCUAUACAUCGAGGUUUAGACGAUAUUCCACGUCCCGUGUUCAAUAGAUCAAAUAGUUCAAUUAUCUCAAGAAUCAUCACAACUCUCAAAAACAAUAGCUCAGUAAAGGACCUCGAGUACGAUGCCAAGAGACAACGUUUGCUGAUCGGCGAUGAAGACGACUUUAAUCAUAACGCGUGAUACACACUUUGUAGUCCAAUCCUUAUUGUUUAUUGAUAUUCCA
Molecule: messenger RNA, 3780 nt
Organism: Chironomus riparius
Lineage: Eukaryota; Metazoa; Arthropoda; Insecta; Diptera; Chironomidae
Source: the annotation of a GenBank genome assembly